UUACAAGUUUAUUUGAAUUCCUCAGAGGGCUUUAAAGAAGCAGCUGAAAAAUUCCAACAAGAAUCUGGUGUUGGUCCCACAGUGGAGCUGAAUUCUAUGGACGACAGAAUUCGCAUUCGUGAUGCAGUCCAAAAUGGAAGAAUCCAAGAGGCUACAGAUCUUGUUAAUCAACUCCAUCCGGAGUUACUCGAUAAUGACAGAUACCUGUAUUUUCACUUGCAACAGCUGCAUCUCAUUGAACUUAUUCGAACUGGACGAAUAGAGGAGGCACUGCAAUUUGCCCAGGAGCAGCUAAGUGAGGCUGGUGAAGCCGACGACAAUAUUUUAAGUGAGCUGGAGAGGACUCUUGCAUUAUUAGCAUUUGAAGAACCCAUGAAGAGUCCUUUUAGUGAUUUACUUCAUCCAUCGCACAGACAAAAGAUUGCAAGUGAAUUGAACACAGCAAUUUUAAAAAUGGAGCACAGAGAGUCAACGAGCCCAAGACUAAAUAAUCUCCUCAAGAUGAUUCUGUGGGCACAGGAUGAACUCGACAAGAAAAAAGUGAAAUACCCAAAAAUGACCGAUCUUGGAAGUGCAACAAUUGAAAACCCGAAGUAGUCAAAUCAACCUCUCUAAUGGAAAAAAAAUUGUAACAUGAAUUCAGAGCUAUUUAUUCAUAUAAUAGUCCCACAAGACUGUAAUGAUUGUCUAAGUAUAAGUAAAACAAUGAGGAAAUGUGGAAAAUUAAUGAUUAAUAGUUAAUGAUAAAUUUUCUUUUUUUACGUGCAAAAUGUAUUAUAUUAUUAAUUCAAUAGAACUAUUAAAAUUUUAUUAAAAUUGUAAGCUCUAGUGAGAAUGGAAUAAUCUCUGUAAAAUAACUCCAAUGAUUGACACUGAUCCGAUUCGUUUCUUUCUUUUUUUUUAUACUAGGAAAAAAUCAAUAUAAAAAUGUCCUACUAACUCUACUUAUAUCAUAGUAUAUCUGUAUAAUUACAUGUUUUUUACCUCAUAGUUUAUCCUCACCUAAGAGGAAAUGAAUUUAGAGAAUUGAAAUAAAUAAGCUAAUUAAAUUCAA
This is a messenger RNA of Fopius arisanus, 1054 nucleotides long. RefSeq names its product GID complex subunit 8 homolog protein Houki (gene Hou). The annotation marks the transcript as partial. The transcript has 2 exons. Gene Ontology annotation, cellular component: cytoplasm; nucleus. Lineage: Eukaryota; Metazoa; Arthropoda; Insecta; Hymenoptera; Braconidae. The record is from RefSeq and is a predicted model, not a curated record. Gene Ontology annotation, biological process: proteasome-mediated ubiquitin-dependent protein catabolic process. Gene Ontology annotation, molecular function: protein binding.